ACAGCCUCAUCACGCUCCGGGAGUGGGAGACUGUCUUCGGCAGCAAUUGGGGUCACGUCUUGCAUGGACUUUAACUGCAAACCAGCCUUCUUCACAAACCACUACCUCAAAAGGUCUCCCAAACGCUGUUUCUCGCAACAUGACAAGACCAAGGAGGGAAGGGGAUGCAGGUGGUGCUGGGGAAGUGACCGAAGCAGCCCUUGUCAGAGACAUUUUGUACGUCUUCCAGGGCAUAGACGGCAAGAACAUCAAGAUGAGCAACACGGAGAACUGUUACAAAGUGGAGGCCAAGGCAAACCUAAGUAAAUCUUUGAGGGAUACGACACUCAGACUUGCAGAGUUGGGAUGGUUACAUAAUAAAAUCAGAAAAUACACUGACCAGAGGAGUCUAGACCGUUCAUUUGGACUUGUGGGUCAGAGUUUUUGUGCUGCCUUGCAUCAGGAGCUGAAAGAAUACUACCGGUUGCUCUCUGUUUUACAUUCCCAGCUACAGUUAGAGGAUGAUCAGGGUGUGAAUUUGGGCCUUGAGAGUAGCUUGACACUCCGGCGCCUGCUGGUUUGGACGUACGACCCCAAGAUAAGACUGAAGACUCUUGCAGCCCUGGUGGACCACUGCCAAGGAAGGAAAGGGGGUGAGCUGGCGUCUGCUGUGCACGCGUACACGAAGACGGGAGACCCGUACGUGAGGUCGCUGGUGCAGCACAUUCUCAGCUUGGUGUCCCAUCCUGUGCUGAGCUUCCUUUACCGCUGGAUCUACGACGGGGAGCUCGAGGACACUUACCACGAAGUAAGGAACGCCCUUCCAGCCUCGCACUCGGCUUCAGGAGGUGUGGGUGCCCGUGCUCUCUUGAUCUUGUCUCCGUGACGGCUGUUUUCCCUUCACCGGGAAGGCCAGCACGCCGCCUUGAACGCCGUGCAUGGUUUGUGCAGACCUUUGAAAGCCAGUUCCCUCUGAGCAGCAGAGCUGUGGGUG
Messenger RNA from Leptonychotes weddellii (Weddell seal), 973 nucleotides. The record is from RefSeq and is a predicted model, not a curated record. NCBI's taxonomy places the organism in Eukaryota, Metazoa, Chordata, Mammalia, Carnivora, Phocidae.